CCGGCCGGGAAUGAGCGAUGAAGGAAACGACAGUGAGAGAGGUAGCCACGGCGGUCGGAUCGAAUUCGUGUAAACAAGACGCCGAAGUGUCGGCGGACAGGAUGUCGGACACCGCGGACAGGAGGAAGCCAACCGCGGGUUUUAGUCGGCGGACCAUGGCGGCGGAGGGUGCGUCGUUAUCCUGUGGACGGUCGAGUACCGCGGUAGCCGUCCUGUCCGUGGUAGCCAUUGCAUGUUCCAUGGCGGCGGUCGACUUGCGACACGCGGCCGCCGUUGGUCAACACUGGUUGUUGACGCUGUUUCAGUCGGCCGGCGAUCAACAGUGUGCAUUGACGUUACCGGACUUUUUUGAGGAUAUUCUACGGCCUCCAAUUGAUUGUUCCUACUGCCAAGGAUUAGACACCAUUGAGAAGGUAUUCAAUUUAUCAGCCGAACAUUUUGAAAAAGACUACGCGUACACAGGAAGACCAGUAGUAGUUGUCGACGAUUCCAAAGCCGAGCGGUCGGCCGAUUUUGGGUUUCGACUUUUCAAAAACUUGUCCGAUUCCAAACUUUUGACGCCAUGCCAGUUUUUCCCGUACAAAACCGAAUUCAACACUCUCGAGGAAGCUCUGAACAUGGACGACCAACGGGCAGCGAUGGCGCCCGGAUAUGCACCGUGGUACAUCGGAUGGAGCAAUUGUGAACGUAAAUCGAUAAACCGUCUGAAGGAACACAUAAAUUUACCGAGUUUCUUACCAAAGCUGUCAGACAGGAAGCAAACCCUUUGGAUUUUUAUGGGCACACCGGGACACGGAGCACCGAUGCACAUUGACAAGGUGGCAUUUCCGUCGUGGCAGACCCAAAUUAGUGGAUACAAAAAAUGGACGUUACGCACGCCGGCCGAAUGUUUUUUCAAAUGCAAACGAAAAUUCGAAGUUUUCAUGGAACCUGGUUCGACGAUUGUACUAGAUACAAAUAUUUGGUACCAUGAAACACAAACCAUCGGUCAAGAUAUCAGCAUAACUGUGGGCGGCGAAUAUGAUUGAGAUGCAAGACAUACACAGAGAAUAUUGUAGGUACUUAAAUAUUAGAAAUCAUUAACACUAGAAUUUCCAUGGCUUUUUUUUUAUUAUUUUAAAUUAACAUACACCAGCCAUUUAUAAGAAAUUUAAGACAACUACAUAAUUCAAAUUUUAAAUAUAGAUAUUAUUCUACUGCAAACAUUUUAUUUAUCAAAAUUAAAUUGUUGUAUCUAAUCAAAAGUAUAUUAUUUUAAUAAUGGAUAUUUACCCUGUAAUAGCAAUACAUCUAGAAAACAUAAUAUCAUAACGAUUGAAACAUUGAGUUUUCAUUUAGAAAGGCAGAUUGAAAAUACAAUACAACCGUAUUGUAAUAUAAAAUAAAAAACCCUGUAGUGUAUUAUAUUUGUAUUUAUGAGCACAAAUAAUACUGAGUAGAUAUUAUUUGACUUUCUAGAUAAUAUAUUGUUGAACAAUACUCCUGAGGUCAGUAAUGUAACAUGAGCACUUCUGUUAUUUUAUAUCAUGUUAUUGCUAAAAUGUAUAAAUAUAACAUAAAAACAAUUAAGUUUACUAAACUAUGGUUGAUUAAAAUAACCAAACAGAAUUUAAAUUAAAUUAAGUUCAAAAAAA
Molecule: messenger RNA, 1634 nt
Organism: Acyrthosiphon pisum (pea aphid)
Lineage: Eukaryota; Metazoa; Arthropoda; Insecta; Hemiptera; Aphididae
Exons: 6
Coding region: 18-1028 (336 amino acids)
Molecular function (GO): 2-oxoglutarate-dependent dioxygenase activity
Source: RefSeq, a predicted model, not a curated record